GCUCUGCUUUGACUGGAAGGGUUUCUCCGGGAAGAGUGUCAUUCACAUCCCAGCGCUCCUACGGUUACUUCCAAAGCAGACUUCUUCCCUGUAGACUGGACUUUGUCCAAGGAUUAGCAACAUAGGGAAGAGAGAGAAAGCCUGCUUGUGUGUUUGAGAGAAAGAGUUUGAGAGUUUGAGAGAAAGACAGGAGAGAAGUGUACGGGACCACAGAAGGGCAGAGCAGACAGAGAAGUGUGUGAGUCAGGGGACAGAAAGCAGCAAAUACUGAACUGACAUCCAAGGAGUUCGAGUGAAGUAAAAAACAAUUGAGAAAGCAUCUCUUUCCGGCGUCUAAUUCUUUUGAAUACACAGUCCUUUGACUUAUUUUCAGGUUUUCAUUCAGAAAACAAUCCAGAAAGUCAUGGAAGUGGAAACAUCCAGCCUGCACUUGGAGCUGCAGGAGCAGCAGCAGACCCUCACCGAGAUCUCCGACGACGAAGUCAACCUGCCACCGUCGGAUGAAGAAGACUUUGUUGCCGCCAAGGAACGUUCGUUGGUGGCGCUCGCCGUGUCCGAGGGCGACCAGGAGGAAAAGGAAGAGGAUAAAGUGGGCGCCCAGGUGAACGGCGUUAUGGUCCUGGCUCUGUUGGACAAGAUCAUUGGGGCGGUGGACCAGAUCCAACAGACACAGAGUGGCCUGGAGGCUCGGCAGCAGGACAUGGAGCGGUCAGUGACGGGAAUCCAGGGCGAGCUAACCAAACUGUCCAAGAGCCACAGCACCACGUCCAACUCAGUCAACAAGAUGCUGGAGAAGGUGCGCAAGGUGAGCGUCAAUGUGAAGACAGUGCGUGCCAACCUGGAGAAGCAAGGGGGUCAGAUCAAGAGGCUGGAGAGCAACGAGAACGAGCUGCUGAAGAGGCGCAACUUCAAAGUCAUGAUCUACCAGGAUGAGGUGAAGAUUCCCUCUAAACUGACCGUGUCAAAGUCCAUGAAGCUCUCAGAGCUGGUAGAGGGAGGAAGAGGCAGCGUGCUGGACUUGAAAGAAGGAGCCGAGGAGAACGGAGAGGAGGGAGAAGAGAAGCCCCACUUGGACCUCUCCUCUGACGAGGAGGAGCUGGAGACCGAGGACGUCAUCGAGGAGUCGCGAACCGAACGCAUCAAGCGUAGCAGCCUCCAGCGCGUACAAAACAUCAAAAGUGCCUUCUCCAAGGAGAAGAUGGGCUUGACCAAGGAGAAGAUGACCAAGACCAGGGAAAAGAUGGGCUUGACCAAGGAGAAGAUGACCUUGACCAAGGAGAAGAUGGGCUUUAACAGGCAGAAAACCAAUAAGGAGAACGUGGAGAAAAUCCCGAAGCCAAACGUCAAAGAGAAUUUCGACAAGACCAAACAACACGCCAAAGAGAACUUCGACAAGACCAAAAAAAACGCCAAAGAGAACUUCGACAAGACCAAGCAGAAGACCAAGGAGAACCUGGAGAAGACGCGCCACAACAUCGAGAAGAAGAUGGGCAAGCUGGGCACGCGCAUGAGUGUCAACCCCGAGCAGAAGGAGAAGAUGAAGGUGUCACGGCAGAAGGUGAUGAAAUCCUUUACCCCCGACCACACCGUCUACGCCCGCGACAAGACCGCCAUCUACAAGGUGCCUCCCUUCACCUUCCACGUCAAGAAGUUCCGCGAGGGGGCCAUGGAGCCCGUGGAAGUCCAGGGGACGGAGAUGGUGGAGGUAUCCCAGGACCUGAACCCUUUUCAGGGACUGGAGGAUGACUGCCACGAGGGGCGUGUGGAUCUGGACGUGGACGUGGAUAUGAUGAAUGGAGGAGGAGAGGAGGAGGGGAUGGAGGAUGAAGAGGAAGAGGAAGAGGACGAGGAGGACAGCCAUUCCCUGCAGGAGAUGCACGAGGACUCGGAGCAUGUGCUGGUGGAGCGGGAUAGGGACAGCGACUAGGUGAGGAAGUGGAGGAAGAGGAGGAAGAGGAGGAUGGUGAACGAGACAAAUUGCCUAAUCCCAAAACUGCCUACUAGAACCAAACCCCCUGAGCGCCUUAGAUCUAAAAAGGACUGGAUAGGUAGAAGCAAUACGGUAUAGCUACCUGUUGUCUUCUGCUGUAUUUCUUGCACCUGUCCAAUCCACUUUGCAAAAGUGUCUAAGGGGGAGGGGCUAGGGAUUGAUUUUGGGAUUGGGUGCUAGAGAGGCCAUGAAGAGAAGAAGAAAAGGAAGAAGAAUGAGACAACAAACAACAACAUGGGGUUGGAAGGGAAAGAAAGGGAGAGAAUGGGGUGGUAAGGAAUACAGAAUAAAGUUUCUAUGCCGUGAACAAAUUAUUACUCUGAAGGGGUGUGGCCAUAUCCCUUGGGAGCGAACAGUAUAAUAUCCCAUCAACUUCCAAAAUUAUGUUUAAGUUGAAAUGCUAACGUCACUCACAAAAGCUGUGAAUGGAAGUUAGUAAAGUGCAAAUUUAGUUAUCAUCUGUAUGUUAGAUAUUUCAGUAACACUUUAGUAACAGUCUAAGGAAAAAAGGAUAACACAGACCAUUAAAUGAUGGGAAAGUGUGGCCACUUUGGUUUUGAAAUGAUUUGUUUCUUGAAAGGUCAUCAAGCGUAAAAAGCACAAAAAUGAAAUUGAAAAUCUUCAUAAACGGUAUCGGGUUAAAUUAAAUAAAUCCACAAAUACAAAUAUAUAUAUUUUUUUAUAUCUUAAAUGACCACGUUUUCCUGAAUUUGAUUAUAUAAUCUUGAAGCCCAUUAAAAAACAGUAUGGGACUGGAUCCAGGAAGUAAGGCGAAAUGGGCAGUCACUUUCCCAUUGUAUAAGUGAUUCUAAAAUAUCGAAGCACUGCAUUAAUAUAUUCAUAAAUGCUUAUAUCAGUUUACCAACCUACAAAUAACCAAAGGUUGACAUAAAGUUUACAGUGACAUACCAUUUUUGACAUAAUAAUGAUUGAUUAUGUAGUGCUUUUGGAUAUUUUAUAAAUAAUUUAGGCCCCCGAUACGAUGAAAGUAUUACUUAAUUCUUAAUAUUAUUACCCCCCCCCCCCCCCACACACACUUUUCCUAUAGGCAUGGUGAAUAUAUUGUGAAUUUGACCAGUUCAUGUAAUUUGGGUGUAUUUUCUUGAUAAAGAUGGCAUCUUAUACCAUCACCUUUUUGUUGUUUGUGAAGAAAGAGUCUAACACAGGGGUCUGCGCUCAAAUGAAGGAUCCUAACAUCUGCAAGAAACACAAAAUGGUUGUGAGACGUUUAUGGAAUGUCACUCGUGCUGUAGGUAGACUACGCACACAUGUAUUCAUUCACUGCCUGAGUUUUAGAUAAGAAAGGACAUUCUGAUGACAUCUCAAGUCAUUAAAAGCUCUGUUAGUACGUGACAACAAAGAUAAGGAGCAAUUUUAUACGAUUUCUUCACAAUCCUGGUGGAAAAAUGUAAAUCCUGCCACUGGUGUGCUAUAUAAACCUUGUACAAUAGCAAUCAUUUGUUUUAUCAAUGUUUUAUCAAAGUUUCUUAUGUGUUGAGUUAACGGUAGACUAACCAGCCACUUACACACUCAUUUUCCCAACACUUUUUUAAUGUCUACUCUCUUUAAAAGUGUUUUGAUGAGGUUCACCACCUAGUGGCAAUGUAUGGUAUUAAACAUAGGGAAAUUUACAACGCGGCUGCGCUGACACCAGCAUCUCCUUACGAAAGCCGCUCAUCAACUAGUACUUUUCACUGAUGUAGACCCUUAAAUCCCAAUGGGCUGAUACCAAGCACUUGUUUUCCCUAACAUUUUGUAACCUGGCUGAUGCAAGUCAACUGUGCUUUGAUUCUCUUGUUGCGUUUAGAACCUAGAAUGUUUUUAAUAUCCAAUUCAACCCUUUUUAGUUUUAUUGACACAAUGUAAUCCUGACCUAAUGUGUGCAUGCUCACAGACUCACAGUCACUGACUAUUCCAACCGCACAUAAAUGCACCAUCACCGUUGCUAAUGAUCUCAUACAGACAAGUUCUCCAUUUUAUUUUAAAAACGUACAUUUUAAACUAAACAGAUAAAUAGUUGGAUUAAUUGAUCGAAGGUGAGGUGAAACAUACUUUUCCUCCAAACUGUAACAAAGGGGGAGACAGUACUCCAGUAUCAUUGAUGUCCUGGGUCUUGUUCAUUGUGGCAUAGAACAGAAAACAUUUUAAAACGGAACACGGAAAUGAACGUUUCUUAUUGGACAAGUCAAGGUAGUCCCUACCUAAAAAGUGCAUUUUCUUUCGCUUGGUGCCUAAUGAACACGGCCCAGUUUCCAAACCCAGACCUGAAUAAUCCUGUUUUUUUUUCUACCAUUCAUUUCCGUGUAUGUAAGUGUAUAUAAUGUCAAUCACUGCCAUAGCAGUGCAACUGCCUUUAUUGCAAAACCAGUGAACUUUAAUUUGCUUCCGCUGUCUCCAAACCCUCUGUGAAAAUACUUGCAUUAAGCAACAAACAGCCAUGAAUUACAUUUUAUACUUACUUUGUACACAAUGCUUAAAUAACAUUCAGCAACUAUGAUUUUAAAAAACAGUGCCUUCCCGGCUUUUAAGAGACAUUUUAAACCAACUGGGGGGACCCCACAACUAAAGUCUAUGUUUAAACCCCCCCCAUUUCUUUUUCAUGUUGGUUAAAUAAUGCAACUGGGGGGACCCCACAACUAAAGUCUAUGUUUAAACCCCCCCAUUUCUUUUUCAUGUUGGUUAAAUAAUGCAUAUGAAAUCUGUACCAUGUAAUGACUCAUUCCCUAACCACUAAUACUUUAAUAAAAGCUAAUUUGAUUCACAA
Salmo salar (Atlantic salmon) is the source of this 4754-nucleotide messenger RNA. RefSeq names its product caveolae associated protein 1b (gene cavin1b). Gene Ontology annotation, cellular component: caveola; cytoplasm. Gene Ontology annotation, molecular function: rRNA primary transcript binding. The record is from RefSeq and is a predicted model, not a curated record. Gene Ontology annotation, biological process: termination of RNA polymerase I transcription; transcription initiation at RNA polymerase I promoter. Lineage: Eukaryota; Metazoa; Chordata; Actinopteri; Salmoniformes; Salmonidae.